AUGAACGACCCGUCGUCGUCCUCGCAUCAGAAACAUCAUCGAGGAGGAGGAGGAGGAGGAACUACCCCGGCGACGAAUACUACAAAUACUACAAAUAAUAACAAAAUAACACCGACAGCGUCUCACGAAGAUCUCGUCGCGCAGCUCGUUCGACAGUCCCCAUCGGUCAUGUUCAACAGUAACAGCAAUAACUCGAUCGCAAAGACGCCGAGUCAAGCGGAGUUUGAGCAGUUUUUUCAAGCGCACGCUCAGGCGCAAGCGCAAGCGAUGAUGGCGCAAGGGAACAAAACACCCUCUGGUGGCGGGGGCGGGAUGACACAAAGUGGAUCCGGGCAAGAUUUUACAAACUUGAGCCCGACGGAGAUGAUGAUGAAUACGAAUAAUACGAACGUUGGGGGGUCCGCGGAACAACCGCCGAAAGGGAUCCCGAAAGUCGCGUCGUUGGAUAUGUUGAGGACGAUGUUUUUCCAAUCCGGUAUGGCGAAUGGCGGAACCACGGGCGUUCCCGGGAUGACGCCAGGGAACAUGCUCGGGUUGAUGCAAAAUCCAUACGGGGGGAGUAACCCGAAUUUAGCGAAUUUGGGGCAGCAGUUUAUGCAAAAUAUGGCCAACACGACGACAGGGUUUACGCCACCGGGCGUGGGUGGAGCGGCGAACGGGGGUGCGCCGACGACCAGGACCGGCAAGCCGGGGAGACCGAGAGGGUCGACUAAGAACGGCAACGCGUCGACGACAGCUGCAUUAAAAUCGGCGGCAAAAGGAGCUGUACAAAAGCAAAACUCUAAGAGAGGUUCGAUGAAAACGAACGACGGUUUAGAAGCGUUGGCGAUGGCAACCGCGGCCUCGGAUGCGAAGAAUAGUAAAAAAGGAGCAGAUGCUACAAACAACAAAAGAGCGGCGCCGGGCGCGACAACUUCAGGAAAAAAUGAAACGAGUCCAAAGAAAGAGGACGAUAGCAGCAACAAGAAGAGUAAAACUAGCAAAGAUAAAGAUACCGGGUCUGAGGAAGAUAACACCGCGGAGCUCGUGAAGAAAAACAGCCACGUGCAACUGGGUGAAAACGAAGAGGACGACGACCCGGAGAUGGCGGAAAUCCGCCGACAAAGACGUAUGUUGUCGAACAGAGAGUCUGCGAGACGUUCGAGAAGACGUAAGUUAGAUCACGUGGCGCAAUUAGAAGGUCAAAUCGCGAGUUUACAACGAGAACAAGCGCUGUUACUCGAAAGAUAUCGCCAAAGCGAAGAAGCCAGAGAAACAGUGUUUCGCGAAAACUCUGUCCUGAAGAAAGAGCUGACGAAGAAAGGUGUGGACGUCAACGCGAUGCUCGUGACAAGCAUGCGUGAAAGUGCAAGCGCAGAGAACUUAGCAAACAAUUCGGCUGGAAACGCCGCCGCUAUUGCUGCAGCCGUAGCCGCCGGGGCGAACACGUUCAUGCCAAAACAAAGUUCCGGUAGUAUUAGCAACUUCCUCAUGUCCGCUGGGCCGAGUAACGUGAACUUAGCCGACGUAGGCGAUGGUAUGCUUCGCGUUCCGUCCAUGCCGAGAGUUUCAUCUGUCGGCGACUUAGUCAAACGAACGAUAUCUUCCGAGGCGUUGGCGAAUUUCGAGCAACAACAAGCUGCCAUCGCCGCGCAGAUGGCUUCCAACGCCGCCGGUCUCAUGGCUGGCGGCGGCGUGCCGCAAAACGGAGCGAGCAAAGACGGCGCCAGUCCUCGCGGCUUCGUGCCUUUUCGACCGACGUCGAGUUAUCAAAACCUACUCGACGCCGCGAAGCUUGCCGAAAGUAACGAACGAGCAGAAAAGGAGAAGAAGAAGACUAACGGCGCCAAGAAGGGUGCUUCGAAGAAGUAA
Bathycoccus prasinos is the source of this 1851-nucleotide messenger RNA. RefSeq lists its product with no specific name. Lineage: Eukaryota; Viridiplantae; Chlorophyta; Mamiellophyceae; Mamiellales; Bathycoccaceae. The record is from RefSeq and is a predicted model, not a curated record. Gene Ontology annotation, molecular function: DNA-binding transcription factor activity. Gene Ontology annotation, biological process: regulation of DNA-templated transcription. Bases 1 to 1851 code for a protein of 616 amino acids. The transcript has a single exon.